GGUAGGAAAAGAUUAAAAUUAUUAAAAUAUCCUUGUGAAAGCAGAAAAUUGAAAGCAAAAUUGAAGGAAGCAAAAAAAAGUGAAGUAAAAUUGAAAAUCUGUGCAGAACCAAAAUCUGUGAAGUAAGCAAAAAAAGUGAAAAAAUUGAAGUGAAGUAAGCAAAAUCCGUGUAGAAAGAAAAUCCGUGAGCAAGGGCAGAAAGAAAAAAAGUUCCAGCCAAAGUGCCAAACAACAAAAACCCAGAAUAAAUUUCGACCCAGAAGAAAAAAAGGCUAGGUCUUUGAGCAUUCAUGGAGGAAACCCGGCAAAAAGCCCUUUUCAUGGUUGCAAUGUGGAAAAAAGGGAUCGGGAUUGCAUGCAAAAACAGAGGGGAGAAAUAAGAGGAUUAAAUACCUUCCGAUCUGGAGCAGAGUCGCCCAGAAACCAGAAUCAAACUACAGAACGACGCAAAGGCAGAACGAAAAAAAAUUGAAAAUUGAAGAGAAGAAAUCGGAAUACCUCGUCUUGUUGGAGAUGGCAAUCGGAAGACGAGGAUGGAGAUAUGAAGAUGGCGACUGGUUUUCUGGCAGUCACCUAAAUUCUACCUCCCCCUACCUCCAAACAAACACAGUGUAAGAGAAGCACGGAGAUGCCUAACCUGGGGAGAAGGAAGCUCGCCGGAUCUGUUUGGAAGCACCGUCAGUCGCUGGUUUUCAUAUCCUUCUAUUCUAUGCUAGGCGCCAUUAUUCUUAUGGGAAAUAAUCUGGUUUCAUCUCCGGAUCCGCCGGCGGCCGGCAGCUGUCCUGCAUCAUCAACGCCACCUUCUUCAUGGCAGCUGAUGAGAUUAUUCAUCGCCGGAUCAUACUCGUCCUCCGACGACGACGCAAAACCGACAACGUAUACAAAAAUACUCUUGGCGUCAUCCAUCGGAUUGUUCAUUGCGGCCGCCGCCGUGCAUUAUCGCCUCCAUAUCAUCUGCCGCCGCCCCGACCGGAAAAUCGUGCCGAGGUUAAAGCUUCUGCCGGAAUCCGGCCAGACCCUCAAGCCUGAAGGGUUUCCUCAAUAUGUAGCUAGGCAGAUGGGAUUUAGUGACAAGAGAGAGUGCCCAACUCUGUGCAAAUUAGCCUCAGAGUAUAUAAUAAAGGCAGAUGGCUGUGAGGAGGAAAUAUACAAUUUCUUUGCCAAUGAACCAGCUGCUGAUUCCCUGUUCAUUAAGCUUGUGGAGGAGUUUGAGAGGUUGAUUCUCAGCUAUUUUGCUUUCCAUUGGAGCCAGGCUUCCAAUAUGAUUAGCCAGGCAUUGGUAAGUGCUGACAAAUCUUCUGGGCCGAAAAAAAAGCUGAAAAAUUUUGUAAUGGAAGCAACAAGGGAACAGAGAUUUGAGAGAGUGACAAAGAACUUGAAGGUGGCAAGAGUGUUCAACACCUUAGUGGAGGAGAUGAAAGCCAUAGGGCUAGUGGCAGCAGAUGAUUCCAGGUGUACGGAUGUGAUGGUCCCUAUGGCCCACAAGGACAGAAGCCCUGUCCUCCUCUUCAUGGGUGGUGGCAUGGGUGCCGGCAAAAGCACUGUUCUCAAGGACAUCCUCAAAGAGCCAUUCUGGGUUGAAGCAAAGGGAAAUGCAGUUGUGAUAGAGGCAGAUGCCUUUAAAGAAUCAGAUGUCAUCUAUAAAGCCCUCAGUUCUAGGGGACAUCACCAUGACAUGCUUCAAACUGCUGAAUUGGUGCAUCAAUCGUCCACGGAUGCGGCUUCAUCUUUGCUAGUAACAGCGCUCAAUGAGGGGCGGGAUGUAAUCAUGGAUGGGACCCUCUCAUGGUUGCCAUUUGUGGUGCAGACGAUCACGAUGGCUCGGAAUAUUCACCGGCGACGGUACCGGAUGGGGCACGGUUACAGGGUCGAGGAAGAUGGGAGCGUGAGCGAGAACUACUGGGAGAUUGCUGAGGAACAAGAUCUAGUGGAUGGGAAUAGAAAACGAAGAGCUUAUAGGAUUGAGCUUGUUGGGGUUGUUUGUGAUGCUUAUUUGGCUGUCAUUCGAGGCAUAAGGAGAGCUAUAAUGAGCAGAAGAGCAGUGAGGGUGAAAUCACAGCUAAAAUCCCACAAGAGAUUUGCAAAUGCAUUCACAACAUAUUGCAACCUUGUUGAUGUUGCAAGACUCUACAGCACAAAUGACAUUGAAGGCCCUGCUAAGCUAAUAGGGUGGAAGGACAAAGACAAGACAUUGCUAGUGGAUCCAGAGGAGAUAAAGGUGUUGAAAGUAGUGGGGAGGUUAAAUGAGGAAGCAGAUUCCAUAUAUGAGCUUUACAAACAUCCUAAUCCAGCUUAUGAACCAGGCUCUGUUUGGAAGGACAUUGUCUUGUCCCCUUCCAGGUCCAACAUUCAAAAGGAACUCAGAUUCUCCAUUCACAAAAUUGAGACUUCUUCUUCUCCACCUCACCAUUAGUUAGGAUAUACAUGCCCUAUUCUUUUUCUUUUUUGUUCCUUUUUAAAUAUUCAUCAUGUUCAUAAUUUAUAGUGCAGUAGAUGCUUUAAAAUGAUCAAAUAAUGCCUAGUUAUAGGU
This is a messenger RNA of Cuscuta campestris, 2530 nucleotides long. Lineage: Eukaryota; Viridiplantae; Streptophyta; Magnoliopsida; Solanales; Convolvulaceae. The record is from the annotation of a GenBank genome assembly.